ACAUGUAUCUACCUAAAUGAGUCUGGCUUGUAGACUCGGCACUUCGUGAUGAUGAACGCGUCAUACCUUCUGCUGGCCACUCUGGUUGUGUCGGCAAUGCAUACCGUGCAGGCAGAAUAUAACCCAAAUGUGACUGUGACGUCAUGUAGCAGUACGGCCGUUGUCAUACACAUACAACAUGCAAGAGAUGGCGGAAUAAUCUACAUACAGGAGCGCGGACCGGAAUGUAAACUUGUCACUUCCGCCCUGUCACGUGAUUACAUAUUCAACUUUGACCUCUGCAACAUUUCACUGGAUACUAUGUUUCGGGUAAUCGUACAGGAGAGACCGAACAUACAGACCGGAAGUGAUAAAGUAGUUCCAGUCAUGUGCAUCGUGGACUUGGGAGAAAUCAUGGUUGGAAACGUCAUAAUGCCACAUAGUGGAGAAUCAAGCCAUGGGAUAAACAAGACGACCAAACCAGUUGCCCGUAUGAGGAUAAUUUCCGACCGUUCAAAUGACGUCAGUCAAGGAACAGUCAUUCUCAGUGACGAACUACGCAUGGAAGUUUCACUCGACAAGGAGUACAGAGAUGACUUUGAAAUCAGUGCCACCGAUUGUUCGGCAUCUGAAAUGGACAUCAUCAAAGACAGGUGUUCAGCAGACGACGAACUAUUUCCAGAUUUUGUUCGCGAUUCAAAUGGGAGCCUCGUUUCCAAAUUCAAAGCCUUUAUCCCGACAGAUUACGAGGGAAGAGAAUCUGUGGAGAUGUCCUACUCGUGCACGUUAGUAGUGUGUCAAGGAGGCUGUGAACCGACUGUAUGCAGAGAGGUGGUUGGAUGGGGUAAGAAGAAGAGGAGAAAGAGGUCAUCACCUGAAAAAGACGUAGACAAAAUAACCUGUGGAACAACAAUUCGAGUUAUCUCCCCUCAUGCUAAAAAUGCAGAACUAAAUCAGGCAGACACCACAGAUGAAAAUGUGAAUAUCAACAAAAACAUCAUGUAUGUUGUGGCUGGAUUAGGAUGCCUGACCCUAGUGACGGCAUGGUUUUUGAGCUGUUACCUAUAUCAGCGCCUCCUGACGGCAAAGGGGGAAACCAGCAAGGUCAGCGUUGCACGUGCCGUUGGUCGACGACUGUCUGCCAUGUUGAAUAUUCCUUCCGGCUACGAGCUGAAUAAUCAAAAGAUGAUGCAUUUCUUACCGGAAGAGGAAGGGACAACAGAAAGACGUAAAUCAGUGACAACGAUGCACAUUGGGAAACUAGACAGCUCCGCGUACUAGGAAGAUUGCACAGAUAUGUCCUCUACUUUUGUUUACGAGAUACACUCAAUUAUACACAUACAUCGUAUAUCUGUUUGGGCAACGGUUAAUUUUGGAAAUAUAUGUUGAAUAAGUGGCAUCAACAGUAUGUUGAAGAGUGGAUAUAAAACUCCUACAGUUGAAGAUAAAUAAAAUGUU
Molecule: messenger RNA, 1437 nt
Organism: Mizuhopecten yessoensis (Yesso scallop)
Lineage: Eukaryota; Metazoa; Mollusca; Bivalvia; Pectinida; Pectinidae
Exons: 9
Coding region: 49-1260 (403 amino acids)
Source: RefSeq, a predicted model, not a curated record